Acyrthosiphon pisum (pea aphid) is the source of this 2702-nucleotide messenger RNA. RefSeq lists its product as uncharacterized. The coding region runs from base 706 to 1776 and encodes 356 amino acids. The transcript has 3 exons. The record is from RefSeq and is a predicted model, not a curated record. Gene Ontology annotation, molecular function: protein binding. Lineage: Eukaryota; Metazoa; Arthropoda; Insecta; Hemiptera; Aphididae.
ACGAUAUGCCAACAACAAACCAUUUUAGGACAUUUUCAAUAUUUUUAAGACAUUAUCAAUUCCGAGUAAGUCCGACCACUACAAUAACAUAUUAGUAUAGGCCUUCGAAUACUGUGGCGCUCUUGAUGGAUUCUAUUUCAACUUAAGCUUUAAAGGCUGUCGUCAAUUAAAGUGCGUAUUUUUUUUCUUACAAGACGAGUGUUAUCACUUUUAUCACCUUAUCUUUUCUACAUCGUGAGUAGUGAUUAGUCUUAAAUACCUGAUGAAAAUAAUGUAAUCCUCGUAAACUUGUUUUAUUAUAUUAUUUACAAAUCGCGUUUUCAUAAUAUUAACAACUUAAGCUUAGAUUCAUAACAGCACAUUAAAUAGGAAUUUAAUAAUAUGCAUUGAGGAUGGAGCGGUAGUUGCCGUUUAUUCAUACUUUGUUGUCUCGACGAGUUCCUCACAUACUAUUUAGUACAAUCGUCUAUUAAUUGUUAUAAAAGAUUAUACAUUAAUUGCUGUGGUACUUUAUCAGGCAACAUGGUAAAUGUGCAGUUCUUAGGAAAUGAAAAUUGAGAAUCAACAUUUGUGAUUAAUAACUGGUUUAAUUUAUAAAUAACUUAUAUCAAGAUCUAUUCAGAAUCAGAAUCUAUAAUUCUUUUAUGAUAAAAAAAAAUUCUUAAACAAAACAAUUAUAAAUCAAAUUGUUAUACCAAACCCACCAUGUUUACACUAGCUAAAUUAGCGUAUUAUUCAUGCGACGAAAGUCAGAGACACUGGUAUAACACUGUCCCCAAGAAUUGUAUCAAAAUCAAUAUUAAAAGUUGUUGUGACGAUCUUAUUAAAAUAACCAAGGGGACAAAAUAUAUCAAUAGAUUAAAUACUUUAGUAUGUGCCAGUGCCGCAAAACAUGGACAUUUGGACUGUUUGAAAUAUGCUCGUCUGAUGGAAUUUUCUUGGGACACUAGGACAUGUUCUACUGCGGCCAGAAAUGGGCAUUUGGAUUGUUUAAUAUAUUCUCAUGAGAACGGCUGCCCCUGGAACAAACACACAUGUUCCAAUGCUGCCCAUAAUGGUCAUAUAAAUUGUUUGAAAUAUGCACAUGAAAACAAUUGUCCGUGGAACUUAAGUACAACAGACUGUGCUGCAAAAGGUGGAAAUUUAGAGUGUUUAAAAUAUGCUCACAGACAUGGGUGUCCAUGGGACGAAAGAGCAUGUAUGCUAGCAGCUUCUAAUGGACAUUUGGAAUGCUUAAAGUAUUGUUUUGAAAACGGAUGUUUGUGGGACGAAGACACUUGUACAUGGUCAGCAUAUAAUGGACAAUUAAAGUGUUUGAAAUAUGCACAUGAGAACGGUUGCGCAUGGGACACUAAUACCUGUGCUAAAGCUGCAUCGGGUGGACAAUUAAAGUGUUUGAAAUAUGCUUUUGAAAAUGGUUGCGAAUGGGAUAUAAGUACAAGCUACAAAGCUGCAGAGAGAGGACAUUUGGGUUGUUUGAAGUAUGCUCAUAAAAAUGGUUGUCCGUGGAAUGAACAUAUCACCUAUAUUGCUGCAGCCAGAGGAAACCUAAGCUGCUUACAAUACGCUCAUGAAAAUGGAUGCCGAUGGAAUGAAUCAACGUGUGCAGCAUCUGUCAAAAAUAAAAAUUUCGACUGUUUAAAAUAUGCUCGUCAGAACGGUUGCCCGUGGGAUAAGGCGACACGUACACAUGUACUCAAUGAUAAAAAAUUAAAAAAAAAAACAAAAGAUAUUCUUUGUAAAGGGCUUGUUAUAGACCCUAAUAUAGAGGGAUAAGAUUACUCAUUAGGUAGUUUUUAUGUUAUUGUGAUCUGUGGUCAAUAAAAUUAUAAGUAUAAUUCUACAUCACAACUGUUUUAGUAAUUAAUUUAAAAAGCCAUAGGGCAUAUUUACAAUUCCUCUAUAAAUAUUCAAACUUAAUUUUUUUUUUUAAUAUAAUUAAGAUUGCUAAAAUUAACUUAAUAUUAAUAUUUCUAGUAUAAUUUUUUAACUAUAUUUAUAUUCAAUAAAAUAAUCAUUCUAUUAAUUUAAAAAAAAAGAGUUAUAGGUUAAAUCAUUUAAGGCGCAUCGACUGAAGUUAUUUAGUAUUUAUAAUAUGAUAAGAUUCAAUAAAGUAGAAUAUUGUAUGAGCCUAGUAACUUUUUCUUACGACAUAUUUACAUGCAAUAUUAAAAAUAAGUUUAUUCUCCCUGCUAUUCAAUACCAUUAUUCUCUUGAAAAACAUUGUUUUUAUAAAUUGGUAAUUGCUUUUUGUACUGUACAUCGUAAAUUUUUUUUAAGUACAUCACCAAAGCCAUUCUUCAAAUAAUUUAGUAUAGUAUUUCAUUAAUGUUGUCAUUUUUCUAUAUAUAUAUAUAUAUAUAUAUUACUCUAUUUUUAAAUUUAGUUUCAUCUAUUUUAUAUAAUUAAAUAAAUAUUUUAUAGCAAUGUAAGUGUAUCAAAUAAGUAAAUGUUUUUGUAAUAUAUCAUUGAGUAUUGAUCUAUUUUGUAUAUAUAGAGUACUAUAUUCUAUACUCAAUAAUAAUAUUUAUGACAUAUAUCUAUAACAUGAUUAAAAAAUGUGUUUAAAAUUAAAUAGUUAAGUUAUUUUUAGAUAUUGCAAUACUACUAUUAUAAUGUACUAUUAUUAACUAUUGUCGUACUGAAUUGUAUUAUAUUGAUUGUAAAUUUGAAGUAUUUGAAUAAAGUUAUUGAUAUAAAUA